This is a messenger RNA of Eurytemora carolleeae, 3628 nucleotides long. RefSeq names its product RNA pseudouridylate synthase domain-containing protein 2. NCBI's taxonomy places the organism in Eukaryota, Metazoa, Arthropoda, Copepoda, Calanoida, Temoridae. Gene Ontology annotation, biological process: pseudouridine synthesis. The record is from RefSeq and is a predicted model, not a curated record. Bases 184 to 2055 code for a protein of 623 amino acids. The transcript has 15 exons. Gene Ontology annotation, molecular function: pseudouridine synthase activity; RNA binding.
AGUCUAGAGUAGUCAGGGUUGGACCAGGGGACGGUAUGGUUCUAGCUCCGGGAUAAUACUAGAACACACUAUCCUCUCUACAGCUUGGAUACCAGGCAUGCUCAAUAUUAAACUGUCAACCCAGCAAUAUACAACUGUGUAGAACAGAUUUUAAACCACGUGAGAUUAUAAACCUGUGAUAAAAUGAACGGUGGAACACCCUAUCUUGUACCAUGGCCUGCCAUGCACCUUCCUUUGCCCGCCCACCUGAGCAAGCUGACCGGGUUGCCCCACAUGCAACCCCAGCAGUUCACCCUCCCCCAGUUUACCCACUUCACUCUGCCAGGGGGCCAGGUGUACCCAAUAAACCAGAUGACCCUUCCCCCAACCCUCUUCACCCAAAACAUGGUGACCCAUCUACCCAAGAUAAUAAUGCCCCCAACGGACAGUCCAGGGCUCCUCAUCAACGGCUUUCCGUACCCAGCUAAGCUUGCGGAAAAACGAAAAAUAAUCGAAGAAAUUGCGCACAACGACGUAAAAAAAUGUCGGAUGAUUAUUGUACAGAAACCAGAUCUUGAGAAGCUCAAUAACUCAAUACAGUGUUAUAUAGUUACAGAUGCCAAACCCCCGGCUAAAAUAGAAACGAAGGCCUUGAAGGCUAAACGGCCUGGGUUCACUGAUGAUAGAUACGGUGAAACUUCGUAUUAUGUGGAAGCUGGUUUGAGGAAAGUGUACCCUUACUACUUUACCUUUACAACCUUCACCAAGGGACGCUGGGUAGGAGAGAAGAUUCUAGAUGUUUUUGCUCGUGAGUUCAGGGCUCACCCUGUAGAGGAAUAUGAACGCUGUAUCUUGGAUGGAACCUUGACUGUAAACUAUGAGCAGGUGGAUACUGAAUACAGACUAAGACACAAUGAUCUUCUUGCAAAUAUAGUUCAUAGACAUGAAACCCCUGUGCUGUCCAAACCUAUUGAACUGAUUCAUCUUUCUGACGAGCUUGUUGUUUUGGAUAAACCCUGCUCACUACCGGUUCACCCUUGUGGAAGAUACAGGCACAAUACUGUGGUGUUUAUCUUGGCUAAGGAAUAUAAUCUCAAGAAUCUUAGAACCAUUCACAGAUUGGAUAGGCUCACUUCAGGCCUACUAAUGUUUGGAAGGAAUCCUAAGAAGGCCCGUGAGCUGGAACAGCAAAUUAGGAAUAGACAAGUUAUGAAGGAAUAUGUUUGCAGAGUUGAUGGAGAGUUCCCACCGGGUCGAACUGAGUGCUGUCAACCAGUAGAGGUAGUGAGCUACAAGAUUGGAGUUUGUAAAGUGUCAGUUCAUGGGAAGGAAUGCAGGACGGAGUUUGAACGAAUGAACUUUAACGGAAAAACGAGUGUCGUCCUUUGCAGACCGUUCACCGGACGAAUGCAUCAAAUAAGGGUCCAUUUGCAGUACUUAGGAUAUCCUGUAAUGAAUGAUCCCUUGUACAAUCACACCGUGUUCGGAGCAGAAAAGGGUAAAGGAGGGAAUAUCGGGAAGAGUGAUGAGAAACUGAUCUCUGAUCUGAUAUCUAUCCACAACGCGGAGAACUGGUUGGGUAUGGAUGGGGACUCGGAGCUAUCCAUGUUCAAUAAAUCCGACCUAGCAGACGAUCCUGCACUUGGCAGCUCAGGCUGUGUUGUCCCCGUCCACUCCGUUCAUCACAACAACUUCGACCCCGCCAACCCUAUCGGGUGUAUCGAGAACAAUCCCUUAGUUCCCCGCAACUGUACAAUCACCCGACCUCCACCGAUCACCCGACCCUGCCGGUCACCCGUUGUACUCCGACCACCCCUGGAGGCUGCACCCAUCUCCAGUUUAACUUAUAAUGAUGAACUUCUUACUAAGUUUGGAGAGUACAGAUAUAGUCCUGAUAAGAUGACCUGGGAUCCGAACUGUUACGAAUGCAAGGUUCGGUACAGGGAUCCUAAAGCAAAGGAUCUAGUCAUGUAUCUUCACGCCUGGACUUAUAAGGGACCAGAUUGGCAGUUUCAGACUCGACUCCCCCCCUGGGCUGAGCCUAAUUGGGAACAACCAGAGAAUGAGAAAAAAUAAUUCCCUCCGAAAUCCUGGAAUUUCCUCCGAAAUCCUGGAAUCUUCCUGAUUCUCACUAUACCCUUCAAAAUAUCACGAAAUCCCAUAAAAUUCUCUCAAAUCCCUCCAGAAUCUCAUCAGCUUCCUCCAAAAAUCUUUAAAAAAUCCUCCAAAAUAAAAGAAUGGCCGAAAUCUUUAAAAAAUCCUUCAAAACCUCACAGUCAACUAAUAAAUAACCAUCCCCUCCCAUUGUUCUGAAACUACUGCCUCAUCCAGCCGUAUCAAACUAUUUUCUGCAACAACGAAAAAUGAGUGAGAAAUGUUAUCCUUCCCAACCAAGGUUGUUGAACGCAUAGUUGACGGUGCUCAAAUAGUAAUUUAUCUAUCUAUCUCUCUUGUGUAAAAUUUAAAUAUUUCAUUCUGGAGAAAAGUCUAGAAAAGUUUAAACCACGUAGAAUAAGUCCUUUAACUCCGUAGAAUAAACUCAGUAUACAAUUGGUUUACUCUUCGUAAUUUUCAAUGAGUUGUUAUCGUCGUUUCACCGAUGUAUGUUCAAACUGGUUUUACUGAUGUAUAUUCGAACUUGUUUUACCGAUGUAUAUUCAAACUUGUUUUACCGAUGUAUAUUCGAACUUGUUUUACCGAUGUAUAUUCGAACUUGUUCUACCGAUGUAUAUUCAAACUUGCUUUACCGAUGUAUAUUCAAACUUGUUUUACCGAUGUAUAUUUGAACUUGUUUUUUCGUGCAAUAUUGUUAAAUAUCCAUUUUUGACAAGGAAAGCAACUCUAAAACAGCAAUGAUGAAAUCAAUUGCAGGACUUUGUAUUGUUUUUAUUAUAUCGAAGCAUGAGAUAAUACAACGAUGUCGUCUUUGGUUCCAACUUUCAAAAUUUCUAUUUAGCAAUUUUUCUGUCCAAUUAGAUCUAUUUCAAUGAAUCUAGAUUUUUGUUGUUUUUCAUUAGCUCUUGUAUUCGACCCUGUAUCCGACUUGUCAAGCUUUCAACUUUAAAUCUAGAAUCAAAUGUCGUCUUCGUUCGAAACAGAUGGUUUUAAACUAGUCUGAUGCACUUUAUUAAUUUUAUCUAUUUAUUAUUAUUAUUAUUAAAUUCUGUAUUGAUAUUAUUAUUAGUAUUACAAAUUUUAUUGAAUAUGCAUACUGGACAUUUUUGCAACCAUUAUUUAGUGAAAUUAAUAGUAAAUUUUACAUAAUUAUAUUUGAAGUCUCUUGGACUUUUCUGCUCCAGCAGAACCAAUGUUGUACAGGGAUACCCAGAAAGAAUGAGACUUUUGAGACGACUGUACAGAAUGUAUACUUAUGUUUCUUUAUAUUUAUGAUUCCCUGCAACUGUAAACUUGUUUCUUUCUUUUUCUUAUCAUUGAAUAAGCAAUAAAAAGAUUAUAUUCAAGAAAGAAGAAUCGUGAAAUUACAAAGUUUUAGGUCGUUUUUACAGUCUCAUCCUUUCUGGGUAACCCUGUACGCAAUAUUUUGUACAGAAUAUGUACAAGAUUAGUUAAAAUUCAAUAGAAAAUUAUAUUCCAAUUUUUGAGAAAAAAAAACUGUCGGUUGUAGUAUUAAAAAUUGGUUGUUUUUAAA